ACUACCUACGCAUUGCCGACUUCACGAAGGCGCGCGACCUCAGCGACACUAGCAUCAUGACAGCGAAAGACAUUCCAGGAAAUAUAACUUUAUUCCAACAUGGCGCCUUCUGGGUCGACAAGCAGAGCGCAUAUGUAGUCGGCGGCGCUGUCAACGACGAAGCCUGGCUAUCCCGCGACGGCCAGUUCCUACCAUCUAAUUUCUCCACCUACAAAGCCAGCACUGUGUUUCGGUACGAUAUACAAUCAGACCGGUGGAGUUCUGAGACGGCGGUCCAGCCCAGUAGCGGGUCCGAUGUGAGGGACAGUUUUGCGGCUGGCGCUUUUGCGUAUAAUCCGCUCGCAAGGAAAGCUUACUACUUCUCUGGUACCAAUGGACCCGGAGCGAGGAAGAUGUAUCCAAAUGAUAUAGCCGGAUACGUAGGGCGCUCGAACGAGGAGGUGACGGGGAAUGGAAAUUUAUUGACCUUUGAGACGGAUAGCUUUAAGUGGACCAAUGUCACUACAGAUACCCAGUUGACGACUACUGGGACUGAAUACGGACAACUUGUUUUUCUACCUGGAACAAUGAGUUCAACAGGAGGUGUCGCUAUUGGUUUUGGUGGUAACAGAAGGGACACAGGGGAUAUCGAAAGCAUGAGACAGGUCCUCAUCUACGAUGCCUGGAGCGACAAAUGGCACAGCCAAGCCACUUCAGUCGAGGGUGGAACAUUUCCACCCGGUCGGCAGGGCUUCUGCGCCGUAGCCGCGAGUGCGCCAGACAAUAGCAGCCAUAACAUCUAUAUGUAUGCCGGUGAAUCAACAGUAUCCGUCCCGAACGCCUACUCGGAUCUAUGGGUUCUCUCCAUCCCAUCGUUCAAAUGGAUCCGUAUCGACGGCAAACACCCGACUCGAAAGGCGCAUAAGUGCGAUGUCCUCGCUGAUCGCUACAUGGUCACUUAUGGCGGUAAUCAAGGUGGAUGGGGAGAUGAGGGUGAUGGGGAUGCUUGUGACGACUUAAAUUACGGUUUACGAUUAUUCGACAUGUCAAACCUAACCUGGACGACCAAAUACGACGGCCCCGCCCAAGAAGCCAACGCGUAUAAAGUACCAAAGGCUGUCUACGAAAAGAUUGGCGGCGAUGCAUCGGGCAGUGCAACGCAGACAGCUCCAAGCGCAGGCUUCGAGACGGCAGACGUGAAAGAGCUUUUCCAGCAAUCAAAGCAGGAAACUCCUCCCCCAACUACCUCAGCAGACCCCUCCAAUGAAAAGACGACUAACGUUGGAGCAAUCGCCGGCGGCGUCGUCGGCGGUGUCGUCGGCCUAGGCCUGAUCAUCGGCGCAGUGUUCUUCACUCUGAGGAGAAGAAAACGCGAGUCUGCGUAUGCGUAUGGUCAGCCCUCGGCCAUGGCUAAUCUCGUCGAGGCAGAUGGUAACCACGGAUAUGCGACAGAACUCAUGGAUCACAACAAUCCUGGUGGGAAACCGGUUCAUGAGAUAUACACAAGCCACCGACAGAACCCGCAAGAGCUAUAUGCUGGCGAUGUUGAGGAGUACACAGCGGCGCCCGCGGCAUCUGGCUCGAAACCUGUGCAUUGAUGUCCCAACUGUAUGAGAGGAGAGAUGUGGUGAUAGAUUAUAAUGUAUUCUUUGUAUAGUAGGGAUACCCUUUGAGCGAAAAUUCAUCGUCGGCACUAGCGAUUUAAUUGAGUUUGUAAUGUUACUUGACGAGAGUGUGGUAUGUCCUAUCGUCCAUUAUGCUAGUAUGAACAUCAUCUCCUCCAUCUCUGUACCAAGAAAAGAAGACGCAUUCUCCGGACAAACACACAUCGUAUGAUCGUCUUCCCCCCGGAAUGAUAGCUUAAUCUAUGUUCUGCGCUC
Aaosphaeria arxii CBS 175.79 is the source of this 1859-nucleotide messenger RNA. RefSeq lists its product as uncharacterized. Gene Ontology annotation, molecular function: protein binding. NCBI's taxonomy places the organism in Eukaryota, Fungi, Ascomycota, Dothideomycetes, Pleosporales. The record is from RefSeq and is a predicted model, not a curated record. Bases 57 to 1577 code for a protein of 506 amino acids. The transcript is spliced from 3 exons.